CUGAGUAUAUAAGCCGAGGUGUGACAUGUUGCAAAGCUGGGCAACCCCUACAUUGGCUUUGGUGGACAGGCUCUGAUCCCAAGGACUGUUACCUCUUUCUCUCGUGCAGAUCAUCUGAAAAGUGCAAUCAUGACCAAGAACUGCCACAAUGACUAUAAGAUGAAGUUUAGUCUGGAGGAGGAAUAUCCUGACCUCUCUCAGCACAACAACCACAUGGCUAAGGCACUGACCAAAGAAAUCUAUGAAAAAUUGAGGAGCAAGUCCACCCCAAGUGGCUUCACUCUGGAUGACAUCAUCCAGACUGGUGUGGACAACCCUGGUCACCCUUUCAUCAUGACUGUGGGCUGUGUGGCUGGUGAUGAAGAGUCCUAUGAGGUCUUCAAGGAUCUCUUGGAUCCUGUCAUCUCCGACCGUCACGGCGGCUACAAGCCCACUGACAAGCACAACACUGAUCUGAACUGGGAGAACCUGAAGGGUGGUGAUGAUCUUGACCCCAACUAUGUCCAGAGCAGCCGUGUGCGCACUGGCCGUAGCCUCAAGGGAUACACCCUGCCUCCCCACAACAGCCGUGGCGAGCGUAGGGCCGUGGAGAAACUGUCCAUCGAGGCUAUGACCAGCCUGGAUGGUGAAUUCAAGGGCAAGUACUACCCUCUGAAGGACAUGACUGAAAAGGAGCAGGAUCAACUGAUCGCCGACCACUUCCUGUUUGACAAGCCUGUCUCCCCUCUGCUGCUGGCUUCUGGCAUGGCCCGUGACUGGCCUGAUGCAAGAGGCAUCUAUCACAAUGACAACAAGACCUUCCUGGUCUGGGUGAAUGAGGAGGACCAUCUGCGUGUGAUCUCCAUGCAGAAGGGUGGCAACAUGAAGGAGGUCUUCAAGAGGUUCUGUGUUGGCCUGCAGAAGAUUGAGGAUGUCUUCAAGAAGCACAACCACGGAUUCAUGUGGAAUGAGCAUCUCGGUUUUAUCCUGACCUGCCCCUCUAACCUUGGCACUGGUCUGCGCGGUGGCGUGCAUGUCAAGCUGCCCAAGCUCAGCACACACCCCAAAUUUGAGGAGAUCCUCACCAGACUGCGUCUGCAGAAGCGUGGCACAGGUGGUGUGGACACAGCAUCUGUUGGCGGCGUGUUUGACAUCUCCAACGCUGACCGUCUGGGUUCCUCUGAAGUACAGCAGGUGCAGCUGGUGGUCGAUGGCGUGAAGCUCAUGAUUGAGAUGGAGAAGAAGCUGGAGAAGGGCGAGUCCAUUGAUGACAUGAUCCCUGCCCAGAAGUAAAGUGGGAGAAGUGCUUCUUUUUUGUAUCUGUUCUAAGGAGCAACCUUGUCUUUCACGCAGUGCAAGCAGGAGAAAUGUUCUCGCUUGACUUUUCCAAGAGACACUCCACACUGUUCCCUCUCUUCCUUUUUUCCUUUCCUGUCGCCUUUGAUUUUCUCCCCUUUUUUCCACUCCCUUUUAAUGCCAUCUUUCUUUCCCAUUCUUUCUGUAACAUCCUGGGAUCAAAUUGCCGCAUGGCUGAGGAAACUCUGUCUAUGCUGUCUUCACCUAAACCUUUUUUUUGGUUGUACAAAGUAAGUAAUUAAAAAGCCCCAUGUAACAAUCAA
This is a messenger RNA of Electrophorus electricus (electric eel), 1598 nucleotides long. RefSeq names its product creatine kinase, muscle b (gene ckmb). Gene Ontology annotation, biological process: phosphocreatine biosynthetic process. Gene Ontology annotation, molecular function: creatine kinase activity. The record is from RefSeq and is a predicted model, not a curated record. Lineage: Eukaryota; Metazoa; Chordata; Actinopteri; Gymnotiformes; Gymnotidae.